Messenger RNA from Cloeon dipterum, 1269 nucleotides. It is a transcript of the gene St4, whose product is annotated as Sulfotransferase 4. Lineage: Eukaryota; Metazoa; Arthropoda; Insecta; Ephemeroptera; Baetidae. The transcript has 8 exons. The record is from RefSeq and is a predicted model, not a curated record. Gene Ontology annotation, molecular function: sulfotransferase activity. Gene Ontology annotation, cellular component: cytoplasm. The coding region runs from base 74 to 1111 and encodes 345 amino acids. Gene Ontology annotation, biological process: sulfation.
CGCCUUCCAGAAGAGCAGACACCUCUAGAGCUCCGAGGAGCGAGCAUUUUCACGCAGCACUCGGCCCGUCAGAAUGGAAGCGAACGCCAACCUGCCCUUUGAGGUGAAGCCCGUGGAUCCCGAAAUAAACGCCCAACUGCUGUCCGACUUCACUGGAGAGCGCACUGGCUUUGUCCAGAUUGGCCCCAAGAAAUGGUUUCUUCCUGCCAAGUAUCAGGAGCAUGCUGCUCAUUUCUACAACUUUAAAUUGCGUCCAGAUGAUAUUUGGGUUGUCACAUAUCCAAGAUCAGGCACUACUUGGACUCAGGAGUUAGUGUGGCUGGUGGCGAAUGACCUGGAUUACGAAACGGCCAAUAAGAUUCCUCAGGUUGAACGGUUCCCCUUUUUAGAGUUUAAUAUUUUCGUCCACGAAGAGGUUAAGGCAGAGAUAAAAGCCUUGAACGAAGGAGACCCUUACAAGCAAGAGCUAGUGGAGAUCAUUAGCCAACCGGCGUAUCUGGCUCUGGAGGAGCACAAGGGCCGGCGCUUUAUAAAGACGCACUUGCCGUUCAGCCUGCUGCCGCCCCAUUUACUUGAUACCUGCAAGGUUGUGUAUGUGGCUCGCAAUCCGAAAGACGUCGCCGUCUCUUUUUACCACCUCAACAGACUGAUCAAAACUCAGGGAUACACAGGUGACUUCAAAAAAUACUGGGAUUACUUUGAGCGAAACCUACACCCAUGGACGCCUUACUGGUCUCACAUUGAAGAAGGCUGGAGCAGGCGGCACCACCCAAAUUUGCUUUUCCAGUUUUACGAAGACAUGAACAUGAGUUUGACUAGUACGAUUCGAAGCAUGACAUCAUUCCUCGGAAAGACACUGUCGGAGGAGCAGAUUGAAGGCCUGGCAGAUCACUUGGACAUCAGAAAUUUCCGCAACAAUUCAGCAGUCAAUUACGACAUUGUCAGGGAGGUAGGAAUGCUGAACAGUGGAGAGCCAGCGUUUAUCCGCAGAGGAAAAGUUGGCGACUGGCACGCUGAAUUUGACGAAGAGCUCAACCAACGCGCUGACAAAUGGAUCGAAGAGAAUUUGCAAAAAACUGAUAUCACAUUUCCCGUAAAGUUUCAGAAAUAAAGUUUUAAACAUUUUUUGUCCUCAUGGAUAUAUUUAUUUUGGCAUAUUGUUUGUGCUGCGUAUUUUGAAAACACGAUUACAACUUGAUAUGGAUUUCCUGUAAAUAGUUCCACACUGUUGCUAGGUUUGUGCUUCAAUAAAAACAAUGCUCAUUGUCA